CGCUCCUCGGGGGGCCGCGCCCCAUCCCGUUCAGUAGUGGUUUGCGCAGCGCGGGUCGCGGAUUGCCGUACGAGUUCCGCCGCGGAUGUCCCGGUGAGUGACGAAGUCGACACGAGUGCGCGUGUGGCAACAGCCGGCCAGGCCGCCAGCCUUGGCCAGCCACGGACCAGAGGCCCGGCCGGCGAUGUCCAUGCGUUUGUGAGGUCAGCCUCACGGACGGCCUCGCGGACGGCCCCACAGCCGGUACCGUGUGCAUGGCCGCUAUGCUAUCCGUAAGCCGAGACUCCGCACACUGUCUUUGGGGCGGUGCCGGCCAUUGGUGCGGCUCAUGGCGGCCCAGUCUCCCAACUGCUGCCUGGCGGGGCGCGCAGGGCACAUAUGGGGUCUCUGGGUCGCCUCCAGCUCAUCCCCGGGGUCAUGAAGUGUUGCAGGCACCAUGGGGCUCCCUCCCGGCCCCUCCCGCGCCGCACCGCCGCUGCUGCUGCUGCCGCUGGUCGCCGGCCUGUUGCUGGCCCUGACCGCGCGCGGGACCCUCGCGGGCGCGGUGGACCUGUCCAUCCGCACCGAGCCCCUGCCGAACACCGGCGGCGCGGAGCGGCGGUCUGACGUCGGGGUGGGCCCGCGCCAGCGCCGACCCAAGCUCAUCUCCUUCAGUACGGACAGCAGCCAGAUCGGGGUGGAGCUGGGCUUCACGGUGCCGCUGCUCAAGGUGCCGCUGCAGGGCGCGCGCGCGGGCGGCGCCACGGGCCCGGGCGGCCCCGGCAUGCCCGGCACCCCUGGCCCCCUCUUCAAGCAGCCCAUCGACGUCAACAUCGGCGCGCUCUUCGUGGCCGGCUCCAUGCUGCUCACCGUCAUGGGCAUCGUGCCCGCCGUGUACCAGGCGUUCGCCAAGCCCGCGCGCCCACCGCACUCCCUGCAAGCCAGAUCUGCAUCCGGCGAGGAUCCUGACGCGGAUGAGUCGCGGCCGGACUGGUUGCGGGAGGCGGACGCGGAGGCGAGGCAGCUGCUGCGCUCGGCAGAGGCGGCGCUGGCGCGGCAGGGGAUCGACGCGUGGAGCUGCGGCGGCCGGGCGCUGUGCGCGGCGCUGGCGGGGGCGGCGGGACGGGUGCGCGCCGACGGCCCGGCCGCGGCGCCCAUGGACCUCGUGCUGCACGGCUUGGCCAGGAGCUCUUGGGUGGAGCAGUGGGUGGCCGGCACGCGACUUCAGGACGCCGCCGCAGGUGGCGAGGACAUGGCCAGCUGCGCGAAAAGGUUCGCACGGUGCGCACUCCCCAGGGAAGUCACGGCGCUCCUCGGGACGCAGAGUGUGGACACGUCCUCGGCCACAUCAAGGGAGAACGCCGUGCUGCCCUGAGAGUCUGCAGUCUGAGGUUCUAAAGUAUCUGAGGAUCUAAACCAAAAAUGCUAUCGGGGAGCUGUGAUAUCAUCCCCCUCACCUUAAAGCCAGGUACUUUCGACCAAACACGCAAAGCUCGAGGGGACAAGGACUGAUGUGAUGAGCAUUUGUUUUCUCUGCCGUGUGUCAGAACUACGACACAACAGCAUUGCGGGUUCGCAUACCCGAGGCGCCAAGCGAAGCACCUUACGGGUAGAACAAGUAGGCAACCUAGCAUACUGCUGUGUCGUGGCCCUGACACACGGUACAGUUCUGAACGUCAAGGGGUCCCUUCUCCCCAGCUGUACCUUCCCUCUAUAAGAGGAUGCUCACAUGCUCACACCCCACAAUGCUUGCGCCGAUAGAGAUGUUUGAUAAAAACUUCUGUUUUGUUUGUAAUGUUUUUCAAAUUCAAGGACUGGUCUACCCAAGACCAAAUUUCGGUGUACUUUUUGUUCAAAAAUUAAUCAAGACAUCCCUAUGUGGGAGCUCCACCGAGCUCUGUUGCCCGGAGCGCUGCUGUUCUGUGAUAAAAGAUGUAACCACCAUGUAUCCAUUCCUAGAUAUAGAAGUAAAGGAAUGUGAGACAAUUGUAGUUUGUAAGUGAAAUAAAGCUACU
Frankliniella occidentalis (western flower thrips) is the source of this 1994-nucleotide messenger RNA. RefSeq lists its product as uncharacterized. The transcript has 5 exons. The record is from RefSeq and is a predicted model, not a curated record. Bases 437 to 1354 code for a protein of 305 amino acids. NCBI's taxonomy places the organism in Eukaryota, Metazoa, Arthropoda, Insecta, Thysanoptera, Thripidae.